AUGGCGUGGUCCAAAUCCACCCGCAUCAGCAUCAUGCUGGGCAUCGACAUCGUCUUCUUCCUUGUCGAGCUCAUCACCGGCUUCGUUGUCUCGUCCCUUGCGCUUACCGCCGAUGCCUUCCACAUGCUCAACGACAUCAUAUCGCUGCUGGUCGGUUUGUGGGCUGUCAAUCUCGCGCGCAAGGCCACUACCGACAAGUACUCCUACGGCUGGCUGCGCGCAGAGAUCCUCGGCGCCUUCUUCAACGCCGUCUUCCUGAUCGCGCUUUGCGUCUCCAUCGUCCUCGAGGCCAUCACCCGGUUCUUCGAGCCUCCCGAGAUUUCCAACCCGAAGCUCAUCCUCAUUGUUGGCUGCUUCGGUCUCGCCUCAAACCUCGUCGGCUUCGUAGUGCUCGGCGGCCACGGGCAUUCACACGGACACGAGCAUGGCGAGCACGGCGAGCACGAACACGACCACGGCCACGAACAUGCGCACAGUGGACAUGACGAGCUGAGCCAGGCUGAACAGGGCAGGGCCAACCAGGAAGAGGAGGAGACCGGUCCGGUUGUGGAACACCUCCCCGAGGUCGCCGUGUCUAGGUUUCAGCAUAAGAGCUCCCCGUCUACGGCAUCGAAGCGGAUAUCGUUCGACGAGACCCAACAAACACCCGAGAGAACAAGCAGCAGGACAGGCCAGGCCGGCAGGUCGCGGAGGCGGACAAACAGUGGCCGUAACCAAGUCACUAACAUUGACGACAUCAGCAUCUACCCGUCCAGCUUCCGGCAGGAUAUUAUCGCCGCGUCUAGACCUCGUCCGCAUGAUUCAACAGACGAGUCGGAAAGCACCGACGAGGAGAACGCUAUCGCGGAGGAGCCGGCUAUAGAGACCACGCCGCUGGUUGGAAAUAAGGGCAACCUAGGCAACGCUAAGCACGCCGACUACACACCUAAGAGGCACAGAAGGGACUCGAGCUUGCACCACACGCACAAUCACAACAAACCCCGCAAGCCAGGUCAGUCGAGCCAUGGUCACAAUCAUGGCGACAUGGGCAUGAAUGCUAUGGUGCUUCACGUCCUCGGCGACGCCCUUGGCAACGUCGGCGUCAUUGUGACAGCCCUCAUCAUCUGGCUGACCGACUGGCCCGGCAAGCACUACGCCGAUCCAGCCGUAUCCUUGUUUAUCACCCUCAUCAUCCUCAAAUCUGCGCUUCCUCUUACCUUCGCCACGUCCAAGAUCCUGCUGCAAGCCACACCAGAGGGCAUCGAGGUCCAGGACGUUCGCGAGGACAUUGAAAGCCUCCCCGGGGUGGUGACGUGCCACCACGUCCACAUCUGGCAGCUGUCCGACUCCAAGGUCGUGGCCUCGAUGCACAUCCAGGUCGCCUUCCCCAUCUCGGAGGCGGGGGGCAAGGAAUACAUGACCCUCGCCAAGCGGGUGAGGAAGUGCCUCCACGGCUACGGCAUCCACAGCGCCACCAUCCAGCCCGAGUUCUGCCUCGAUGAGUCGCACGAUCACGCCGAGGACGCAGAGCAGCAGCUCCGCCAGCUGGCCGGCUCCGGCGACGGGCCCGCCGAGCUGCGCAGGUGCGCGGGCGGCAACAACAACUGCCUGCUCGAGUGCGUCGACGACUGCGUCGGCCAGGGCUGCUGCUCCGUGUCUGGCGACGACACCGCCGUCGAGAGCGCUAGCACCGGCAGCCACUCGGCCCAUAGUCACGGCCAUGCUGAAGGGGAUGGGCAUCAGCAUCACUAG
Molecule: messenger RNA, 1731 nt
Organism: Diaporthe citri
Lineage: Eukaryota; Fungi; Ascomycota; Sordariomycetes; Diaporthales; Diaporthaceae
Exons: 1
Coding region: 1-1731 (576 amino acids)
Biological process (GO): zinc ion transmembrane transport; intracellular zinc ion homeostasis
Cellular component (GO): membrane
Molecular function (GO): zinc ion transmembrane transporter activity
Source: RefSeq, a predicted model, not a curated record